Molecule: messenger RNA, 3112 nt
Organism: Oncorhynchus tshawytscha (Chinook salmon)
Lineage: Eukaryota; Metazoa; Chordata; Actinopteri; Salmoniformes; Salmonidae
Product: tumor necrosis factor alpha-induced protein 2
Exons: 12
Coding region: 481-2451 (656 amino acids)
Biological process (GO): exocyst localization; exocytosis
Cellular component (GO): exocyst
Molecular function (GO): SNARE binding
Source: RefSeq, a predicted model, not a curated record
UUAAGUUUUUGGAAUGCCGCCUUUCUCUCCAUUCAGCGCCACUCUAAUCUUGAGGGGCGUUUCUUUAAAACAUGCAACCAAUUAUCUUGAUCCCUUAGAUAUUUAGACCAAUCAUAUUCUUCAAUGUGUGGCCGUUGACAGUGUGUGGCAGGGCAGGACCAUUAUAGAUGUUCCGCUCGUGAUGUUAAAUUGCAGGCGCAUAUAUGCUCCGAUUUCAGAAUGAGUUGGAGCACAGUUGAAAAGUUAAGGCGCUGACUAUAUAAUCGACUAAUUACAAAAUAAAUUCAGUACUUUUCAAUGCGUGAGAUAUAAGACGUGUGCCGUGCGAGCGUGAGAAGAGGGUCAAUGCGUGUAUUUCACGACCAAUGCGUGAGAGUUGGCAACUCUGGUUCUACGCUAUACAAGUAAAGUGGUCAGUCCUGUCGGGAGAGUAGAGCUAUUCCUUUCGGUUCACACUUAUUUUUCUAUCAGGCUUAAGUGAUGAGGACCCUCAGGACUAGAAACACAGUCUUGGGAACAGGAUCCACUGAGCCAAACUCUUCAGUGGAACACAGUGGAAAGACAACAUCAGAUGGAAGAAAGUUUAAACCUUUAACAUUGCCCCGGAUCCUAAGACGGAAUUCCAAGAGUAACACCAACAUCACUGCUCCAGAUGUCCCCAACACAUCCAGUGUUAUUACUGCCCCUCUGGAGGAGUUGUUGACUUUUGAGCAGAACCUUGAGAGAAAUUGCCUGUCUGCUGCUGGCCAACAGCUGAUUGAGAGAGAGGAGCGUCUAUAUGGACAGAUCUCAGAAGAGGUGGUUCAGUCAACCACAGAGUGGGAGAAGGAGGAAGAGCAGUUCACCAGAGAUCACAAAGCCCUCCUCAGCCACAUAGACCUGGUUGUAAAGAGUUCUCUCAGUCCAGAUGAAGACAGUCUUGAGGCUCUGAAGUCUGCAGUGAAAGCUAUCCUACAGGAGGAGGAGCAGGAUAGGCGAUGGCUGAAGCAGGUGGGUAAACAGCCUGCCUGGAGGCCCAGUGAGUGUAGACGUCACCACAACACUGUCCUCCAGAGCCUGGUGGAGGAGCGUAUGGACAAUGCCGAAUUGCCUCCUGAAGAGAGCAACAAGCUACGCUCCUCCCUGCAGAGGGAUAUCUGUGGGAAGGGCAGGCGGCUGCAGAAGGACCUGCUGAGGGUGGUGAAGGAUGUAAAGGGCUGCUACCCAGAGGACAUGGAUAUCUGCAACUUCUAUGGAAAGAUGUAUCACCAAGCCUUCAGCGCAGGGAUGAGGAAUAUUGAAGAGUAUGGGCUGGGCAUGGAUGACUGCUCUUACCUCCUGUAUUGGGUGAAUGUUGCCUACCCAGAAAUUCUACAAAAUCCGGAACUGACCAAGGUGAUUAACCCUGAAAUGUUAGGAAAGCUGUUGACUGAGGAGUUGACAACACCAUUGGAGAAUCAAUGUCUUACUUACAAAGAGACAGAGGUGCAGACAUUGAUCAACAAAGUGCUGAUGGUGGAGGAGCAAGCCUGGAUGGAGGGGUCUGUGCCUGAGCUCAGAGACGACUGUUACUUUAGCCCCUUGGCCAUCGACGUAAUUCAGUUUAUUAAUGCUGCAGUGAAAUCAAUAGAGACAGUUUUGGGAGCCAUGUCCAAAGUCCAGAUAAUUGUGUGCCUAUUGAAGGACUUCUUGAAUAGCUAUAAGAAAUUCCAGGAGAAAGUUCUCAAGGGAAGCAACAAUGGAAACAGCAGAACUGUGAUAAUGGCCAAUCUUGCCUGUGUUGAACAAUUUAGGGACUAUAUUGUAAACAAAGCCGAUAUCUUCCCAGUGGAUGUAAAGGAAUGCUGUCUGUCCAUAGUAGCUGAAAUGAAAAACAUUGGCUACACAUUUUUAACAAGCCUUAUACACAAGGAUCUCAAGUCUCAGUACAGAGAUCUGGGGACGCCUGUCUGGUUGGAGAAGAAGAAACAGGUGUUUGAGAAGCUGUUUGAAGGAAUUAACAAACACACCCAGGAUCUUAAGGGCUUGACUAACUCCUGUCAUCAGGAGCUGCUGAGCCAGCUGCACUUGGAGGUGACAGUGGAGUAUGUGAGGAGGCUACUGAAGAGGAAGAUCAAGCUGAGAGACAAAGAGAUGCAGGAGCAGGCGGCCAGGUCGGUGUGUGAGGAUGGCCAGAGACUACACAAACUGUUCACUGAAGCGGGUUCCAGGGAGGAGUGGCUAAGUGACAUCCUUCCCAAGAUUGCUGAAGUGCUGAAACUCCAAGACAUUUCCUCCAUACAGCUGGAGAUAGUGACUCUGAGUCAAGCUUACCCUGAUCUCAGUGAAUUCCAGGUGUCCGCCCUGCUUAGCCUCAAAUCCAACCUUUCUGCCUCUGCCGUGAGGAGGGUAAAGAAGACCCUCCUGGACAACCAGGACACCACCAGCUCCCAGGAUGUCCCAUCUUUUUUCUCCAAGGUACAGGUCAAAUGAGUGUUGAAUACUCUUAAUGGGUCACGUCUGCAAUGCUCUUGUAAGGAAAGUACCCUAAAGAGGGGACUAGCGUGGUUCUGGUUCCGGUUCUGACUGAAAUGUUCGCUUAUAAAUUGUUCUGUGGACACCAUAGAUUGAAAUAGCAUGCAUUCAGCGAUAGACCUAGAUUUCACGGACUCGGGACUAUAUAUCUUCCACCUGUAUACCUCAGGCUGUGAAAUCUGACAUCACUUGAAGCUGGGAUGUCCUGCCUACCAUUUCAUUCACUCUUCCAACUCUCCAUCAACUCCUGGCUGAAUGCUACGUCACUGCCGUUGACAAAGCACAUGCCUGCAAUCCUUAGAUCCUAGCGUAGCAGGAGAGAAUGGUUUCAUCAAAGUCAUCAACAAUAAUUCAGAGAUUUUAAAUAAAUGUUUUUUCUGUUUGCCAUAGACAGACGAGAUUAAUAUGAGAAGAAUGGCCAGUUCAUAAUGAGUAGAGAAUAUGCACAUUUUCUCUAACAUGAAACCUGUAUUUUACAGUUAUAAGGAAGUUGACAUUUUAUAGUUAGUCGUUUUAGAAUUUGAUUGUACUAUAUUUAGAAAGCAUAUCCGUCAUUUCAAGCCUCAUUCAUACAUUUGUGUAGAAUAGCAAAUGCAUCAUAAAAUAUUUAAUAUGUGUA